Cucurbita maxima (winter squash) is the source of this 1307-nucleotide messenger RNA. RefSeq lists its product as uncharacterized. The transcript is spliced from 7 exons. The record is from RefSeq and is a predicted model, not a curated record. The coding region runs from base 300 to 1283 and encodes 327 amino acids. Lineage: Eukaryota; Viridiplantae; Streptophyta; Magnoliopsida; Cucurbitales; Cucurbitaceae. Gene Ontology annotation, molecular function: ATP-dependent peptidase activity; ATP binding; metalloendopeptidase activity. Gene Ontology annotation, biological process: proteolysis.
GUGAAACAGCGGAGCGACGGCGCCGGUCGACGGAAUCCUCCGACGAAGCUAAAAGUUGCAGGUGCAAUUGUAAUCAGCCAAAGUGAAGAGCAUAACUCUCCCUCCCGUUUGCUGUUUGGAGAUUAAACGAUGUCGUUUUCCGAUUCAGCUUCUGACAGUUUUCGAAUUUUUCAUAAAUUAUCCAUAACUGUGAGGUUAGAAAACGAUUGCGAAAUUCACAAAAUCCACAAUACAAAAUCUCUUAAAAUUUCUUUCACACAAAUUCUCCUCCUGAGAUCGCUUCCAACCAGAAAAUUUCAAUGCAGUAUGCAGGUUUAUGUCACCGACCAUGUUUUGGAGCGAUCAGAAUCCGGAACUGUUCAUCGGAGGUGGAUCUCCGGCGCCGCCAAGUUCUUGAGCAAUUGGACGGAGAGCUAGCCAAAGGUGACGAUCGAGCCGCUUUGUCUAUCCUUAAGGAAUGGCAGGGCAAGCAUGGUGGCCUUCGAUGCUUCGGAGCUGCUCGUCAGAUUCCAAAGAGAAUUUACACAUUGGACGAGCUAAAGCUGAAUGGAAUUGAAGCUUCAUCUCUUUUAUCACCAUUGGAUGCAACCCUUGGAUCGAUUGAAAGAAAUAUUCAAGCGGCUGCUGCUUUGGUUGGUGUUUGUGCUUGGAAUGUGUUUCACAUUACUCCGCAACACCUGUUCUACCUUUCGGUCGGAUUCCUAUUUCUCUGGACCUUGGAUUCGGUGGGUUUGAAUGGAGGAGUUGGAAGCUUAGUUCUUGAUACAAUUGGUCACACUUUCAGUCAAAAGUACCACAACAGAGUUAUUCAACAUGAAGCUGGGCAUUUCUUGAUCGCCUACUUGCUCGGAGUUGUUCCGAAGGGCUAUACGUUGUCGAGUUUGGAAGCAUUGCAAAAGGAAGGAUCUCUGAAUCUUCAAGCCGGCACUGCUUUCGUUGAUUUUGAAUUCCUUGAAGAAGUCAUUGCAGGAAAAGUUUCUGGAACGAUGUUGAACAGAUUCUCAUGCAUAGCACUUGCUGGUGUGGCUACAGAGUAUCUUCUAUAUGGAUGUGCAGAGGGAGGCCUUGCUGACAUUAACAAGUUGGAUUUGUUGCUGAAAGGGCUAGGGUUUACACAGAAGAAGGCAGAUUCCCAAGUAAGAUGGGCAGUUCUAAACACUGUUCUGAUAUUGCGCCGCCAUGAAAGUGCUAGAGCUAAGCUUGCAGAUGCUAUGUCUUCUGGAAAAUCUGUAGGGAAUUGUAUUGACAUUAUUGAGAAAAGUAUUGAUUUUGAUGAUAUCUAAAUGAAAUCACACGUUUUACUUGUA